Molecule: messenger RNA, 759 nt
Organism: Peronospora matthiolae
Lineage: Eukaryota; Oomycota; Peronosporomycetes; Peronosporales; Peronosporaceae
Source: the annotation of a GenBank genome assembly
AUGGCUCGUUGGCUUUCCUUCUUUGCCGAAUAUAACUUCGAGGUGAAGUACAAGCCAGGUAAGCAAAACGCUUUGGCUGAUGCGCUAUCGCGUCGACCUGACUAUGAGCUUGCUCAUGUUACGACUCUGUCGUCGUCGGUCACUGACUUAAUCCGUGCGGCAUAUGCCAAGGAUGAACAGUGUGUAGCUUUGCUACGGGCUCUUGGGAGCGAUGAGUUUAAAGACUCGGACAUAGAAUUGUCGGCACGUUUACGUGCGAGGCUACAUCGAUAUUCCAUCGAUAAUGGCCUGUUGUGCUAUCGCACGGAUAUUGAGAACAACCCUCGUAUCGUUGUACCUGUUGAUGAGGAAUUAAAGUAUCGAAUCCUCUAUGAGGCACAUGAUACUGCUAUAAGUGGUCAUCUCGGUCGUGAGAAGACUUAUAGCUCGGUGAGCCAAAGUUAUUGGUGGCCCAAACUUUAUAAGUGGGUGCGCACCUAUGUGCGUACGUGCGAAACGUGUCAACGGGUAAAACCCUCGGCACAUGCGGCGGCGCCGCUGGCUAGUUUGCCAGUACCCACUGGUUGUUGGGAGUCCAUGAGCAUGGAUUUUGUGUUUGGCCUACCGAAAGAUUCGGAAGGCAACACUGAUAUUGUGGUCUUUGUUGACCGAUUGAUCAAGAUGGCUCACUUAGCGGCUGUGCCGGAUAGCAUCGAUGCUGAAGGUACAGCAAAGCUGUUUAUCGACCGUGUGUUUCGCCAACAUGGCUUGCCUGUGUGA